Papaver somniferum (opium poppy) is the source of this 3061-nucleotide messenger RNA. RefSeq names its product protein DENND6A-like. Bases 443 to 2437 code for a protein of 664 amino acids. The transcript has 3 exons. Lineage: Eukaryota; Viridiplantae; Streptophyta; Magnoliopsida; Ranunculales; Papaveraceae. Gene Ontology annotation, molecular function: guanyl-nucleotide exchange factor activity. Gene Ontology annotation, cellular component: recycling endosome. The record is from RefSeq and is a predicted model, not a curated record.
CUAAUAAUUAAAUCCAACCCAGAUAUUGAUGCCCCAAAACAACAAGGAAUUAAUAAUUCAGUGUUUUAGAGAGAGAGGGCACACAACACAAGAGAAGCUCUUCACAUCUAUGCAUCUAUCGCUUUUCAGUACUUAAUUUCUCAAAGAAAUUUGAUCCAGAUUGUUGUGCAAUAGUAGAAUCAUCACUACUGAUUUCUUCAAUUCAGGUAAGAAAUAUAAAGAAGAACACUUCAUAGAUCUUCUCUAAAUAUUAGUUAAUUUCUCAUUUUGUAAAUUUAGUUGGAUUUCAACCUGAAAGUGUUGAAAUUUCCAAUUUUUAGGUUUAGAAUCUAAGUAUGAGAAAAACCCAGAAAACUUAAAUGCUAGUAGAAUAUGUUGGGAUUAGGCGUAUGGGUUCUUUAAUUCACAUCUUUGAAUGAUUCUUGUGUUAAUUUGAAUUGAAAUGAGUCGUUCUCCGUCAUUCUCAUUAAAGCAAGAGCCAAAUUCUAAACUUGACCCUAAAAAUUUGAGACAAUGGGUUGUUGCCUUUUGUGCGAUUAGGUUUGAUCUUGAACAAGGUCAGGUUAUUGAGGAAUGUUAUCCACCUGGUUGCUUCAGUCAAGAUGAGGAACUAGAAAUUGCUUUUAGUUCUUUCCCUGAUUCUGUUUCUCAACAUCAAAAUCGUUCAAGUAUCCAUGAUUGUAUAUUCUUCUUUCGUUUUCGAAGACGAGAAAAUGUUCUAGUUGGUAAUAUCUCUUCUUCUGAGUCAGUUGAGGGAGGAGGAGGAGAAGAGAAAGAUGAUAUAACACAGAGAAAAUCAAGCAGUACACGUAAAAACACAGGUUCAAAAUAUCUGUAUGGUUAUGUAUUUAAUAGGCAGAGACAUGAUGAGAGAUUAAAGCGAGGUGGGGAACAGAAAUCUGUUGUAAUCUUAUCGCACAGUCCUUACUCAAGUGUGUUCAGGCCGGUCUUACAAAUCUUGGGUCCCUUAUUUUUUGACAUUGGUAAGAAAGCUCUAGAACAUAUGGCUUCUUAUGUUUCAAUGUGGCCUGCUCCGAUACUUGGCAAACUAAUGGAGCUUCCCAUAGGCAAUGCUUCAUUGAAAGUGAACCUUCCGCCUGCUCAUAGCUUGCAGUUGGAAAAUGGGUUAUUUUCCGAUGAGUCUGCCUCCUCAAUGGCUCCAUUUCUUCCUACAAAUCAGUCAGUUCCGCAGGGUUUGUUUCAUGAUGCAGAUCUUUUUGGUACAUUUAAGGGAAUUCUGUUGCAGCUCUGGGUCCUUUGGGAGCUUCUGAUUAUUGGAGAACCCAUUCUUAUAAUAGCACCGACCCCGCCCCAGUGUUGUGAAGCAGUUGCCGGUCUUGUUAGUUUAGUUGCUCCACUUUUAUGUAGUGUUGAUUUUCGACCUUAUUUUACUAUCCACGAUCGGGAUUUUGCCCAGCUUAAUUCACUUAGUGAAGGUGACACUUUCCCACCAAUGGUUCUUGGUGUGACCAACUUAUUCUUCCUCAAGGCUCUUAAAAAUAUCCCACACAUUGUUUCAGUUGGCAGUCCUGCUCCUAAUUCAAGUAGGCAAAGUCUGGCUCCUAGAGCUUCCUUUGCUGGCAGAAGUAUGGGUAGGCCAGAAGGCUUUGGAUUUCAGCAACUCUCAUUAAGAAGGUUUUCUCCGACAAAUUUAUUGAAUUCUGUGAAAUUACGAAGAGAUGGUCCUCUUUGUUUAAUGACAGAACACAAAGAGGCUAUUUGGAGCACCUAUGCUGCAGUAACCAAACCGGAUACGUCUAUCUUGAAUAGACUUAUUGAUGCAGGGGUUUCCUCCAGGGUUGAAGAGUCGAUGUCAGUUGUAAACAAUGAAAUAUUGCGGAGACAUUUCUUGGAGCUGACGACCAAUUUUCUUGCUCCUUUUGGUCCGUACUUGAGAACUACCACACCAAUCGAAGGAACUUCUCCUUUUGUUGACCCUCCUCCGUUACCUCCGUUUAAUGCUAAUGAAUUUCUCACGACCUUAUCAUCACGAGGUCCUGGGAAGUUCUUAUCCAAAAGGAUGAAGACUAACUGGUUGGAUCUAUACAGGCGCUUUCUAAAAGGGCAAAACUUCAUGCCAUGGUUCCAAAGAAGACGUCUUGUUGCUGAACAAGAACAGCAUAGACUAUGGAAGCAGGCCAGAAUAAGGACUGACAUAAAACGAUUUAUUCCGGGAAUGCUUGAAUUGGAGGUUGUUGAUUCUUUCAAUGCAAUUGAGAAACAUUUACUUGGAGAGUUACAGUUGCUACAGUGUGGAAAGGUCAGUGAAGACUCUGCAGCAGUAUGCCAAAAACUGAAGGGUGAUCUGCAAGCAGUAUUCAACGUGCUUCCUACAGAUAUGCAACAACUCUUACUGUUAAACCCUGAAAGGGCAUCACUUGUCCAAGACGACCUUGAAUUAUCAAAAAUUCCAGAAUCAAAGAGCAGUUGGUGGUAGUGGAAUCAAUUGGCUUUUAAUGGAAACGGGAUAGAGGAAAGGUCUCCUCCAAUGCCAAAGCUCGUGACUUGAUGUUAUCCUACAGUGUUGGUUGAACCUUUGGAUUUCAGAAUCUAAUCUCUUCCAAGGUACAGACGGGCUUCAUUUCUUUGACAGUUCCUCUUUCUGCUUUCUUCUCUUUGUCCCCAUAUGCACUGCUUUGGUGUUUUCUGUUCUUUCUGUGAUAGCAGAGACACUAGGAGUCAAGUCGCAGGAGUAACAAAUUAAACCUCUGACGUUCAACCAUCACACGUGGGGAUGUAUUUUGUAUUUAAUUAGGUCGGUAUGGGAAUGUUGACAAGUGAGUAAUGAUUCUUUGGGUAGCAAGGUUUUGAAAUUCUAGUGCUGUUCGUCUUUCCUAUUCUUAUGACAGUUUAAGAGAUGAUUUACCCUUGUACGAUGUGAAAUCAGUCUUCUUCCCUUCGUUUUACCAGUUAAGUGAACUUUUGGUGAAGUUUAGAGGGGUAACUACUCCCCAUGUAUCAGUUCCACUGAAGUUUAUUACCUAAAUGAGGUUGGAAGCUUCUUAUCAAUGCAUAGCUGCAGCAAGAGCAAAAAAUAUUAGCAGCCUCAUUUGCUUCUCUA